UCUCCUGUAUCCCCCGUCCUCAAACUUCGAGGGUUGGAGGGAAGGAAAAAAAAAGAAAAGAAAAAAAGAACGGGACCUAAGCUGGGACCUCCCAGCAGGAGUGAUUGAAAAGGAGCCAGAGAAGGCGCGGCGGGGGAGAGUCCCCCUCCUCCGCGUCUCGGAGCCGCCGCAGGAUGUGGGUGCCGCUGCUGCUCUUGCUCCUGGAGCUGCUCCCGGCCGUGCCAGCGCAGAAACUCUCCGCGCUCACGUUUUUGAGAGUGGACCAAGACAAAGACAGAGAAUGCAGCCUGGACUGUGCAGGGUCCCCCCAGAAGUCUCUCUGUGCAUCUGAUGGAAGAACUUUUCUGUCCCGGUGUGAAUUCCAGCGAGCAAAAUGCAAGGACCCUCAACUGGAGGUUGCGUACCGAGGCAACUGCAAAGAUGUUUCCAGAUGUGUGGCUGAGAGGAAGUACACCCAGGAACAAGCUCGCAAGGAAUUUCAACAAGUGUUUAUCCCAGAAUGCAAUGAAGAUGGCACAUAUAGUCAGGUUCAGUGCCAUAGUUACACUGGAUACUGCUGGUGUGUCACUCCUAAUGGCCGUCCUAUCAGUGGUACUGCCGUGGCCCACAAAACUCCUCGGUGCCCAGGUUCUCUAAGUGAGAAAUUGCCACAACGAGAAGGUGCAGGAAAAGCAGAUGAUGCCUCAGCUCCUGCACUAGAGACUCAGCCUCAAGGUGAUGAAGAAGAUAUAGCUUCUCGGUAUCCUACAUUAUGGACUGAACAAGUAAAGAGUAGGCAAAACAAAACCAAUAAAAGCUCAGCAUCAUCAUGUGAUCAAGAACUUCAGUCAGCACUGGAGGAAGCCAAACAACCCCAGAAAGACAAUGUAUUCAUUCCAGAGUGUGCCCAGGGUGGCCUUUACAAACCUGUUCAGUGUCAUCCUUCCACAGGCUACUGUUGGUGUGUUCUUGUGGAUACAGGACGUCCCAUUCCUGGCACAUCAACAAGGUAUGAACAACCCAAGUGUGAUAACAGUGCCAGAGCUCACCCAACCAAGACAAAGGAUUUGUAUAAAGGACGGCAACUUCAAGGUUGUCCUGGGGCUAAGAAGAAUGAGUUCCUGACUAGUGUUUUGGAUGCAUUGUCCACAGAUAUGGUGCAUGCAGUUUCUGAUCCMUCGUUGUCUUCUAGCCGAGUUUCAGAGCCUGAUCCAAAUCACACUCUGGAGGAGAGAGUAGUCCACUGGUAUUUCAAACAACUUGAUAAAAAUUCCAGUGGUGACAUUGGCAAGAAAGAAAUCAAACCUUUUAAGAGAUUCCUACGAAAGAAAUCAAAACCCAAAAAAUGUGUGAAGAAGUUUGUGGAAUACUGUGAUGUGAACAACGAUAAGUCCUUGUCAGUUCAAGAAUUAAUGGGCUGUCUGGGAGUAACAAAAGAAGAAGGUAAAGCAGAAACAAAGAAACGCCAUACAGCCCCUAAAACUAAUACCGAGAGCACUUCAUCCAACAGGCAGCAAGUUUCUAAGAAGCAAGGGUGAACAACUUUUUAAUCCAAGGCAAAUCUCUUUGACGUGGGAGAUUUCCUCACCAAAGGCAAUAAAAACAACUGUAGUAUUUGCACUUUGUACGUUAAAAUGUAAAUUCACUUUGUAGAAAUGAAAUAUUUAAACAGACUUUUCUUAAUCUGUGAAAAUGUAAUGGCUAGUUUUGAAAAAUUAUCACAUACAAUGUAUGUGCCUUCUGUCGUCUGAAAUAUGUAGAAUGUGUUGGAGAUGUACAAGGUUGCAUUUAAACCUUUUUAAUACAUUGUUUAAAAACACUAGUUUAGAAACCUGAUUCUGCGUAUUUUGGUUUUAGUAGUAUGUCUUGUGGGUUUUUUUUGUUUUGUUUUGUUUUGUUUUGUUUUUAACCAAUACUGUAUUUUAAGUAGAGUUAUGAUGAAAGGUCUACUGUAUUCUCAGUUUUGUCCAAGCAAUGUUGGAUAUUUCAGGUUUCCAGGACCAAGGGAAGUGUAAGUUGCUGUUGAGUUGUUUUUUGCAGUUUUAAAGUGAAUCAAUUUUUCACUGGUGGCAAUGUUUUUUUCAUUUUGAUUUUAUUGUUAUGCCAUUCAAAGAUCAGGCAGUGAGAAUGCAACCACUAAUGAAUUCAAAACAGUUAUUCURCCGUUAAGGUUCUUGUAGAAAAAUGUAUCCGUUUAUCCAUUUUUGAGGAGGCUUUCA
This is a messenger RNA of Nothoprocta perdicaria, 2198 nucleotides long. It is a transcript of the gene SMOC2, whose product is annotated as SPARC related modular calcium binding 2. Gene Ontology annotation, molecular function: protein binding; heparin binding; calcium ion binding. The coding region runs from base 174 to 1517 and encodes 447 amino acids. Gene Ontology annotation, cellular component: basement membrane. The record is from RefSeq and is a predicted model, not a curated record. The transcript has 13 exons. Gene Ontology annotation, biological process: extracellular matrix organization. Lineage: Eukaryota; Metazoa; Chordata; Aves; Tinamiformes; Tinamidae.